AUGUCGUCUACCUUCAGCCGAAACAGGCCCGGGAGGCGCUGGGCCAUGGCGGUCGGAGCCAUCGCCGCCCUCGUCCUGGCGGCCGCCGCCGUCGGCGUCCUGGCCGCCCCGAGGGACGCACCGAGGCCGGCGCCGGCGCCGCAGCCGUCGCCCGACCUCGGCUACCUGGUGGAGCGGACCAAGUUCCUGAGCGACGAGUCGCAGCGCUUCCUGGGCAACAGCCUCGUGCUCGGCGCCGCCGAGCAGCGAGUCAACGGGCUCCUCAUGGCCUGGAAGCAGAAGGAGUACAACGUCCCGGAGGCCGACUUCCUGCCCGCGCACUCCUUCUUCCUUGUCCGGGAGGCCAUCGAGCGCUCGCCCGUGUACAAGUUCAUCAAGCGCAUGCCCAAAGGUGCCGUGCUGCACGUCCACGACCUCUCCGCCGCCAACGCCGACUACGUGGUGCAGAACGUGACGUACCGCGACCACCUCUGGGGACGCGUCUCUGACGCGGAGGUGCAGCUGCGCUUCGCGGCCGCGGCCCCCGCCCCCGGCUGGGAGCUCGUCGCCGACCUGCGCCGCCGUGCUGCCUCCGUCGCGGACUUCGACGCCAGGCUGGAGAGGGCGUUCACCAUCACGGACAUGAACCCCGCCCAGACUUACCCGGACCAGAAGACGGUUUGGCACGCGUUCGACACCACGUUCGGGGUGCUGUUCUCCCUGCUCACCUACGCCCCCGUGUUCCGGGACUACUUCCGGCGCACGCUGCAGGAGUUCUACGAGGACAACGUCAUGUAUGUCGAAAUACGAGGAGUACUCCCCACACUGUUCGAGCUCGACGGCAGGGAGUACGGCCAGCUGGAGGUGGCGGCCCUCUACCAGCAGGUCGCCGACGAGUUCCGCCGCGUGCACCCGGACUUCCUGGGCGUCCGGCUGAUCUACGCGCCCAGCCGCCAUGUGUCGGUGGGCCAGGUGCACGAGUACGUGGCGUUCUUCCGCCAGCUCAAGACGCAGUUCCCGGACUUCGUGGCGGGCUUCGACCUGGUGGCGCACGAGGACGAUGGCCGGCCGCUGAUCGACUUCGUGCCGUCGCUGCUGCAGCUGCGGCGCGACGUGCCCGACGUCAAGUACUUCUUCCACGCGGGGGAGACGAACUGGGAACAAUCUCUGACGGACGAGAACCUGGUGGACGCCGUGCUCCUGAACACGACUCGCAUCGGGCACGGCUUCGCCAUCGACAAGCACCCGAAGGUGAUGGAGGUCGUCAAGUCCAGGGGGAUCGGCAUCGAGCUCAACCCCAUCUCGAACCAGGUGCUGAACCUGGUGCGGGACCUGCGCAACCACCCGGGGGCGGCGCUGCUGGCCGACGACUACCCCGUGGUGAUCAGCAGCGACGACCCGGGCAUGUGGGGCGCGCGCGGCCUCAGCUACGACUUCUACGAGGCCUUCAUGGGCAUGACGGGGCUCAAGGCGGACCUGCGCACGCUCAAGCAGCUCACCAUCAACUCCAUCCGGUACAGCGCCAUGGGCGAGCUGGAGAAGGAGGAGGCGCUGUCGCGGCUGGCUCAGCGCUGGCAGGAGUUCAUCGCGGACGUGGACAACAGCCGGCUGGUGCUCCUCCAGCUGCGAGGCCUGUCGGCCGACUCGACCGACCACGACAACUCCAUCCACAGCGGCACCAGCUGGGAGGCGUAGAGGGAGCGCGUGAGUGAGAGAGCAAGCACGACUGUGUGUGUGUGUGUGUGUGUGUGUGUGUGUGUGUGUGCGCGUGCGUGUGCGUGUGCGCGCCUGUUGGGCGCCAAGCAGUUAGAUGGCGGCAGUAUUAGGCGUACUUGACGUUGACGUGUUGUUGACUUGUCUAAUUUCCGUUUGUCGAGCGCGAGUAUGCGACUCGACGGCUGCCGUUUCUUUAUUAUUUAUUUCGAUAGCUCGUGUAUUCGCGCGAUGCGUGCGGACCGCCAUGUACAUAUGUAAAUAAUGUCGCAAUAAACGGAAAGUGAAGCGAA
Molecule: messenger RNA, 1985 nt
Organism: Frankliniella occidentalis (western flower thrips)
Lineage: Eukaryota; Metazoa; Arthropoda; Insecta; Thysanoptera; Thripidae
Product: adenosine deaminase 2-like
Exons: 8
Coding region: 1-1674 (557 amino acids)
Biological process (GO): inosine biosynthetic process; adenosine catabolic process
Molecular function (GO): adenosine deaminase activity
Source: RefSeq, a predicted model, not a curated record